UUAUCUUCUUCUUUUUUCAAGAAAGUAAUUAUAAUUUUUUUGCAAUUUAUCUUGUUCAUACUAUUUUUAUAUCUAACUUCCCUUCUAUAGCUACAAGAUCUCGUUAUAAUAAAAAUCUCAUUUUGAUCUUUCCAGAAAAUGAAUUAAGAAAGAAAGCACUGAUAUAGCUAAACCAGAUCCUUAAGGGUAUAUUCAUGAUCAUUUGAUUGAUAUUUACCCUUUUCUUUGGUCAUACUUUCUUAAUCCUUCUUCUUCUUUUUUGCCGGCUGAGUAUUGUAAAUUCUUCUUCUGCUAUUGAUAUCAUACCAAUUUUAGCAUUACGGAUAUUUCGAUUAUCAAUUCCAUUUUUUAAAAGAUAAUUAAGAGGGAAAUUUUAACUUUGAUUCGUUGGUGUUGCCUUCACCUCAAUCAAAAUUUUGCCAUCAUGGCCAAACUACCUUUAUGCCAUUGAUUUCACAUUUCUCUGAUUUUUUUGUUCCUAGGAAUCACUAAUUCGUUUUUCGACCGUGUGUCGUUUCUCCUCUGGUAUUUGAUACAAGUCUCAAGUUAAAUUCUUGAACUCAAGUCUCGAAAACAAAAGUUUGGGUUGAUUUCGAAUACUUAAAUUCAAAUCUGUGUCCAUCAUGGUAUUCAUCCAGAAAAUUAAUCAAGAUUUUAAUAAGCAAAUAAGGCAUCCAAUAAGUUGUAAAGUUUCGCGUUAACGAAUCUGUUUGUUUUAUUUUAAUUUCACCGAUCUCUCAUGAAUGUAAAUGAAUAUUGCAGAAGAGGAUCGGAGGAGGACGCGGUAGAAGAUGGCAUCGUCGUCGUCAAAUUCGCCGUGUGCAGCCUGUAAGUUUUUGCGUCGCAAGUGCCAGCCGGAGUGCGUAUUUGCUCCGUACUUCCCACCGGACCAGCCCCAGAAGUUUGCAAAUGUUCACAAAGUCUUUGGGGCGAGCAACGUGACCAAGCUGCUUAACGAGUUGCACCCCCACCAGCGUGAGGACGCUGUCAAUUCUCUUGCCUACGAGGCUGACAUGCGCCUCCGUGAUCCCGUCUACGGUUGCGUCGGAGUCAUCUCUCUUCUCCAACACCAACUCCGCCAGCUUCAGAUGGAUCUAACCUGCGCCAAAUCUGAACUCUCGAAAUACCAAAACCUCCAGGGAAUCACUAGCCACGGACUUAUAGCAGCCGCCGCCGCCGCCGCCGCCAGCCACCACAGUAACAACAUUCUUAAUAAUCAAUAUAACUUUUUGUCCUCGUCCCGGGAGAGGGAGAGAGACAUCAAUCUGAUCUCUAGUACCACCACUGGCAUUGGCAUUGGCACCGGAGGGGGAGGAGGAGGCCGCGGAUCAGCAGACCAAUAUAAUAGUAUAUCACACCACCAGUUCUUCCCCAGAGAUCAGCAACAACAACAGAUGAUCAGGACAUUUGAUCAGGCGGCAGCGGGAAACAUUAACUAUGAUGCAAGCAGCCUUUUGGCCAUGAACGUCUCAGCCGGCAUUCCAUUUCAGCAACCUAGGGCUGCUGCUGGGGAUGACCGCCGAACCAUUGAUCCCUCUUAGCUACUUGCCUACCUAUUGUUACUUCCUCUAUUAAUUUCCAUACUUUCAAGUUUCGACCACUUAAACCAAAUGCAUCAAAUUAAUUAAGGUACACUAUUUAAUUAAA
This is a messenger RNA of Rosa chinensis, 1647 nucleotides long. Its product is annotated as protein ASYMMETRIC LEAVES 2. The record is from RefSeq and is a predicted model, not a curated record. NCBI's taxonomy places the organism in Eukaryota, Viridiplantae, Streptophyta, Magnoliopsida, Rosales, Rosaceae. The transcript has 2 exons. The coding region runs from base 792 to 1541 and encodes 249 amino acids.